GCUACUCAUAUAGUUUGGCCACCAAAUCGAUGGCAACAGUUACAUUCUACAAAACCUAAUCAUGAGAGCUGUUAGUUUUGUAAAGAAAUUGCAAUGGGAAUUACCUGGUACUGUAUUCAGACAUGGCUUAACCAUAGGAGAUGUUGAUAAUGAUGGUGAUAAUGAAUUGGUUGUUGGUACUGCUGAAGGAGAACUUUAUAUCUUCAAGGGAUCAGAAUUGUGGCAGAAAAUUACUGGCCUUGGUCUUAUAACUAGUGUAGCGAUUGGAGAUAUUUUUAAUUAUGGACGCAAUGCUCUAGUUGUUAUCUGUGGCGAUGGAUGGACACAUAUAUUUUACAGUCCCAGAUCUGUCAAUCCUAACAACCCUAACAUACUUACAGGCCAACAUAUCAGUAAAGAUACAAACGAGCAAGACAAUUUCAAAACAAGUGCUGAUACAGGAAAUUCUCAAAAUACAGAACAUGUUGACAAUACUAAUGAAAUCAAUGAACUCUCUGGGAAAAUGGAAUGUGUACAUGUACAAAGAAUCCCAACUAAUACAAAAAUAGUGCUGAUAGCGGAUGUCGACAAAGAUGGUGCUAAUGAGAUGAUUCUUGGUCUGACGGACCGUGUUGUAAGAUCUUACAGAUGGUCGAGUAAUGCUGACUUGGAAACAGGAAAAUUAGUUGGCUUAAAUAAGUGGGAAUGUACUAAUCAAAUAGGAACGGUUACGUUACAACAUACUGGUGAUGGUACACCAACUUUAUUAGUCGCACAACCUGGUGGCACAUUCAUGCGGAUUAAGUGCAAUCCUGAAGAUUGUCAAUCAAAGAAUAGUUCCUGCGAAGCUGUAGAUUAUCAGACAUUAGGAAUAUCUAGAAUGCGCAAUCAAAAUAUUUCGACGGAGAUUAUUGGAGAUUUAAAGCCAGGAAAAACGCCAUUUAUUUCAACGAUUGAAUCUAAAAUAUCUAGUUAUGUGCCGAAAGAUAAAUUGCCAAAACAAAUUUUCGCAGACGAUAGUCAACUAGACAGAAAAACAUUCAAACCUACAUCGCUCGAGUUCAAAAGAAACUUCUCACAGCCAGCGUUUCGAAAAAAUAGCCUGGAUAUGGCUGGCGAGUAUGGUAGAGAUUUUACAACAGAAAAUCAAGGCCUAGUUAGAUUUUAUAGUCCCAUUGAAUCUUCAAGCACUGAUGAAAUGGAUGGCAACUUUAUCGGUGGCAAUGUUAUUCUCGGAGAAUACGAUAAUAAAACUAUGAAAGAUACAUUAUUACCAUCUUUUACAAAUUUUUCCCACAAUAAUAAUAAAAAUAAUAAUAAUAGCAACAAUAUCAGUAAAUCAAAUCAAGAAAAAAACAUAAAAGAUGAUACAGAUUCAAACAAUGAAGUCACCAGUGAAAAUAUUUCGAAGGGAAAACCUUAUGCCUUAGCAACACUUGAUGGAACUAUUAUGUUAGUACAAGAUGAAGUCAUUUUAUGGGCUAUGCAGGUAGAUCAUCAGAUAUUCGCUUUAUGUCGAUUGGAUGUCACAGGUGAUAAUUCUGACGAGAUAAUAGCUUGUGCCUGGGAUGGUCAGACUUAUAUUUUGGAUCAGCAACGACAUAGUGUGCGCUUUCAAUUUGAGGAACCGGUCAGAGCUUUUUGUACGGGAAAUUACAACGUGAUUCCGGGAACAUCUAGUCCUAGCUUGGUGUAUAAUACUUUCAACAACAAGAUUUAUCUUUAUUAUGAUGUUACUCUGCCGAGCAUGACGAUCACUGCUCUGAAUCCCAUGAAGGACUUCGAAUCUGAUGAAAUGCAAGUUUUAGAGAAAUUAUUGGGCGAGUGUAAUAUAAACGAGAAACAGCAAAAGAUGCGACAGUUAACUGAGUGGUUGUUGUAUGGCGUACAUUAGUAUAUAACAGAUAUAAUUAUGUAUAC
Messenger RNA from Cyphomyrmex costatus, 1899 nucleotides. RefSeq names its product integrin-alpha FG-GAP repeat-containing protein 2. Lineage: Eukaryota; Metazoa; Arthropoda; Insecta; Hymenoptera; Formicidae. The record is from RefSeq and is a predicted model, not a curated record. The coding region runs from base 62 to 1873 and encodes 603 amino acids. Gene Ontology annotation, cellular component: KICSTOR complex. Gene Ontology annotation, biological process: regulation of TOR signaling. The transcript is spliced from 7 exons.